AUUUUAUUUAUUAUAUAAUAUUCAUAAAUGCUAAAUAUGGCUGAUGGUCAGGCUAAUAACCAACGUCGUAAUGAAAGACUAAGGAGAUCUAGAUUACCAUCUGAUGAAAUAAGAAAUGUAUUGGGGGAAUCAGAUUCUGAAGGUGAACUAUAUCAUGUAUCUGAUGAAGAUGAGUAUUUUCCCGAACCAGCAGCUAUUGAAUUUGAAGAAUCAGAUGUAGAAAUAGAGCCAGUUAUUGAGUAUGGUGAAGACUUUGAUUCAGAUGAAAGCAGCGAAGAUGAAUCCAUACAUAUCGAGCCUAGAGUCGGUAAAGAUGGUACUCAGUGGUAUGAUACACCAUAUCCUCAGGCUCAAACAAUUUCUCGUAACAUUUUGCGUCAAAAACCUGGACCAUUAAAUUCUACUGCAUUAUUUACAGCAAAAGAGAUAUUUAAAUCUAUCAUGUCAAAAGAAAUAUGUGACAUAAUUUUGAGAGAAACCAAAAGAAAAGGUCAACAAGUUACAGAAGACUACAAUAGAGAACUAAUAGAAAAAUUUCCAGUUUCUAGUCGACCACUAACAAAAAAAUUUAUACCAUUUACCGAAGAAGAAUUUGAUGCAUUCUUGGGAAUUCUUCUCGUAUCUGGUGUACAUAGAUCUAAUAAAGAACAUGUAUCAGAAAUGUGGAAAUUAGACUCGUUACCUCUCAUUCGAGCUGCAAUGUCUCGAGAUCGAUUCAAAAUGUUGCUAAGGUUUAUUCGUUUUGAUAAUGUAAACACUCGUAAUAUACGUAUUACAACAGACAAAGCUGCACCGAUUCGUGAUAUUUGGACAAUGCUCAAUCAAAACUUACAUAAAAAUUAUAAACCUACAGAAAAUAUAACAGUAGACGAACAAUUAUUUCCUUACAGAGGACACACAAAAUUUACACAGUACAUUCCAUCUAAACCUGCAAAAUAUGGAAUAAAGGUUUUUUGGGCUUGCGAUGCAGCAAAUGCUUACCCUUUGCAUGGUAAAAUUUACACAGGCAAACCACAAGAUGGUAAACGUCAAGUAAAUAUUGGUGAACGUACAGUUCUAGACUUAGUUGCGAUGUAUAAAGGUUCUGGACGAAAUGUGACUACAGACAAUUUUUUUACAAGUAUGCAAUUGGCUACUACAUUAAACUCUUGGAAUAUGACAUUGGUUGGUACUGUCAGAAAAAAUAAAAGAUUCUUGCCUCCCAAAAUGCUUCCAUCAAAAGCCAGAGCUUUACAUUCUACAAAUUUUGUAUUUAAAAAAGAUAUAACUCUUUGUUCUUAUGUUCCAAAAAUAAAUAAAUCGGUUAUUCUUUUAUCUACAAUGCAUAUGACAGCCGACAUAAUGCAAGCUGCUACCGCUAAACCAGAAAUUAUAAAAUAUUAUAAUCAGACAAAAGGAGGAGUAGAUACAAUGGAUAAAAUGUUAACAGAAUACACAGUAAAGCGAAGAACUAAUCGUUGGCCACUUGCAUUUUUUUUCAACAUGAUUGAUAUUGCUGCUUUAGCUGCAUAUAUUAUAUAUAUGGAACACAAUCAAAGGUUUAACACAACUGAUCGACGCCGAAAAUUUUUGAAAGAGCUUGCAAAUCAGUUAUGUAUGCCUGCAAUAGAAAUUCGAACCUCCAUACCUAAAGUAGUAGGAAAUCGGUAUACUCGUAAUUCAAUGGAAAUGGUUCUCGGACGGCCAAUACAACAGAUAAUUGCUAUUCCUAAAAAUGAACCACCUCGUGAUGCUUCAGGACGUAUUCAAAUAGUUGGAAGUUGCUUAGUAUGUCGAGAAUUAGGUUAUAAGCAACGGAAAACUCGAAAAGCUUGUUCAACUUGCUCAAAGCCUAUUUGCAAUGAACACUCAAUAAACAAAUCAUUUUGCGAAACUUGCAAUCAACAAAACACCUAAAUAUGUUAUAAUACUUACUAAAUAUGUAAAAAAUAACAUUUUUGUUCUCUUAAUAUUUGUAUCUAUAUUAAUGAUGUCCAGUAAAAAUAUUUAUCAAUGGUAAUUUAACUUUUUGUAUCAAUAAAACCUAUAUUUAAAUACAAUAUAUAGAGGUACCCAGGUACCUACUACGUCCUUAUAAGGUGUAAAAUUAACAACGCCAUUUUAAGUACAAUAAAUUGUAUACUUUUCAAAUACAAAAUAUAAAUUUGUUAACUAUACAUGCUAUUUAGAGAUGUCACAGAAGGACUAACCAUACAUACUAAAUAUUUAGAAGGAAAAUAAAUUUAAAAACUGAAAAGGUACCCAGGUACCUUUCCAGUCA
Daktulosphaira vitifoliae (grape phylloxera) is the source of this 2260-nucleotide messenger RNA. Its product is annotated as piggyBac transposable element-derived protein 4-like. Lineage: Eukaryota; Metazoa; Arthropoda; Insecta; Hemiptera; Phylloxeridae. Bases 28 to 1896 code for a protein of 622 amino acids. The transcript is spliced from 2 exons. The record is from RefSeq and is a predicted model, not a curated record.